AUACUCUAUUUGGAAAGUAAAACAUACAUUAAAUGAAAAUUUUUUAUGGAUGUACUUUCCCUUUUUCCUGUAUUUUAACACUGUAUUUUGCUAAAUUCCUAAAUUAUUAAACUACUGUUUCUCUUACAGGGGUGCACUUAAGAACGAAGCAAGCUGAUUUAUGAUAACUAAGUUUUAAACACGAACAACAAGUCUUCAAAAGGUGUAAAAAUUAGGAGCUGCUGACAUUUCAAUCAACAUGAAGGCCAACUUCUCCCUUGCCACCAUCAGCAAAAACAUUACCAGCAGUCUUCACGUUGGAUUUGUGAACAUUUCCGGCAAUGAGUCUACUUUUAAUUGCUCACAUAAGCCAUCAGAUAAGCAUUUAGAUGCAAUUCCUGUUCUCUAUUACAUUAUUUUUGGGGUUGGAUUUCUUGUCAAUACUAUUGUGGUUACACUGUUUUGUUGUCAAAAAGGUCCUAAGAAGGUUUCCAGCAUUUACAUCUUCAACCUAGCUGUGGCUGACUUACUUCUUUUGGCUACUCUUCCUCUCUGGGCAACCUAUUAUUCUCAUAGAUAUGACUGGAUCUUUGGACCUGUAAUGUGUAAAGUUUUUGGUUCUUUCCUGACCCUGAACAUGUUUGCAAGCAUUUUUUUUAUCACCUGCAUGAGUGUUGAUAGGUACCAAUCUGUCAUUUACCCCUUUCUGUCUCAAAGAAGAAAUCCCUGGCAAGCAUCUUAUAUAGUUCCCCUUGUUUGGUGUAUGGCUUGUCUGUCCUCAUUGCCAACGUUUUAUUUCAGGGAUGUCAGAACAAUUGAAUAUUUAGGGGUGAAUGCUUGCAUAAUGGCUUUCCCACCUGAGAAGUAUGCCCAGUGGUCAGCUGGGAUUGCUUUAAUGAAAAAUAUCCUUGGUUUUAUUAUCCCUUUAAUAUUCAUAGCAACAUGUUAUUUCGGAAUCAGAAAACAUCUACUGAAGACCAAUAGCUAUGGGAAGAAUAGAAUAACUCGUGACCAAGUUCUGAAGAUGGCAGCUGCUGUUGUUCUGGCGUUCAUCAUUUGUUGGCUUCCCUUCCAUGUUCUGACCUUCCUGGAUGCUCUAGCUUGGAUGGGUGUCAUUAAUAGCUGUGAAGUUAUAGCAGUCAUUGACCUGGCACUUCCUUUUGCCAUUCUCCUGGGAUUCACCAACAGCUGCAUUAAUCCCUUUCUGUAUUGUUUUGUUGGAAACAGGUUCCAACAGAAGCUCCGCCGUGUGUUUAGGGUUCCAAUUACUUGGCUCCAAGGCAAGAGAGAGAAUGGUUCAUGUGGAAAAAGCAGUUCCUUUAGAGAAUUGGAGACCUUUGUGUCUUAAACGUGAGAGUGGAAUACAUGUUAUCAAUAUGGCUACUUGGCUUAAAAGAUCUCCCUGAAUUAUCUUUUGAUGGCUUUAGUAAAAUAACAAAUUUUUCCCCUUAAUGUAAUCUUUUCUCAGACUUCUAGAACAGGAAACCAAAUGUACCUCUUAAGUUUUAUCCUCCAGUGACUUUCAAAAAUUGCCUCCUUUUUUUCCCUUCCUUGUCUAUC
This is a messenger RNA of Capra hircus (goat), 1539 nucleotides long. RefSeq names its product angiotensin II receptor type 2 (gene AGTR2). The record is from RefSeq and is a predicted model, not a curated record. Gene Ontology annotation, cellular component: membrane. NCBI's taxonomy places the organism in Eukaryota, Metazoa, Chordata, Mammalia, Artiodactyla, Bovidae. The transcript is spliced from 2 exons. The coding region runs from base 239 to 1327 and encodes 362 amino acids. Gene Ontology annotation, biological process: immune response; regulation of apoptotic process; G protein-coupled receptor signaling pathway. Gene Ontology annotation, molecular function: angiotensin type II receptor activity.